AAGAUACUGAAACUACUACUACUACACCCUCUGAAAAAGUGGUACAUAAGAAAAAGAAGUAUCAUCAUCACAAGUACCCCGUUGUAGAAGAUACUGAAACUACGCCCUCUGAAAAAGUGGUACAUAAGAAGCAUUAUUACAAGAAACACAAGAAAUCAACUUGCACUACAACGCCCAAAGUAGAAGUAACUACCUGCACUACAACGCCCGAAGUAGAAGCAACUACUUGCACCACUACAACGACCGCAACGACCGCAACAACAACUACUUGCAAAUCAAAGAAGAAGCAUCACUAUAAAAAGCCCGGCGAAGUAGAAGCAGAAAAAGAGGGAACAAAAUAUGUAAAGAAAUAUAAGAAAGUUCCACACUACACGACUGUAGAGUCAUAUGAAGUAGAGAAAUAUACUAAAUGUGUUCCAAAGGUUGUAGCAACUACUGUUCCUACUUAUAAGGUUAAGAAGUAUUACGUAAAAGAAUCUUAUAAAAAGAAAGAAAAAUAUGAAGAAUCUCCUGAGGUAGAAAGCGAUGUUGAAAAAAAAGAAUCUCCUGAGGUAGAAAGUGAUGUUGAAACAAAAGGAUCUCCUGAGGUAGAAAGCGAUGUUGAAACAAAAGGAUCAUCAAAGAAACACAAGAAAAAGUAUGAGGAAGAUGAGGAAGAUGAGAAACACAAGAAAAAGUAUGAGGAAGAUGAGGAAGAUGAGAAACACAAGAAAAAGUAUGAGGAAGAUGAGGAAGAUGAGAAACACAAGAAAAAGUAUGAGGAAUAUGAGGAAGAUGAGAAACACAAGAAAAAGUAUGAGGAAGAUGAGGAAGAUGAGAAAGUAGAAGAUACUGAAGAAACAACUGAAAAAUCAUCUGGAUCCAAGAAAUAUAAGAAAGUUGAAUAUGAAGUAGAAGGCGGAUAUGAGAAACAUUACCACCAUAAACAUCACCAUAAAAAUUACUACACCAUAUCAAAGAAACAUGGUGUGCCGUAUUACCCAAAGCAUCACCCAAAGCAUUACCCAAGACCUCACCCAGAACCUCAUCACCUAGAACCUCAUCACCCAGAACAUCAUCACCCAGAACCUCAUCACCCAGAACCUCAUUACCCAGAACCUCAUAGGCCUUGCACCACCACCACCACAACUACUAAAUCUGUGUGCACUACCACCCCACCACCACCAAAACCCACCUGUACUAAGAAUUCUCCCCCGCCACCACCACCAAAACCCACCUGUACGAAGGAAAUCCCCAUGUAA
Molecule: messenger RNA, 1241 nt
Organism: Dentiscutata erythropus
Lineage: Eukaryota; Fungi; Glomeromycota; Glomeromycetes; Diversisporales; Gigasporaceae
Source: the annotation of a GenBank genome assembly